Ipomoea nil (Japanese morning glory) is the source of this 2323-nucleotide messenger RNA. Its product is annotated as guanine nucleotide-binding protein-like NSN1. Gene Ontology annotation, molecular function: GTP binding. Gene Ontology annotation, cellular component: nucleolus. The record is from RefSeq and is a predicted model, not a curated record. Lineage: Eukaryota; Viridiplantae; Streptophyta; Magnoliopsida; Solanales; Convolvulaceae. The coding region runs from base 353 to 2188 and encodes 611 amino acids. The transcript has 10 exons.
UGUAGCUGUCGUCGCCGUGUCAGUGUUUCACGGAGUCCUAAACCCUAAACCCUAAAAAUAAAAUCUACAGCAAAGUUAACCCUAGUGCAGGACUGCUCGUCGCUUGCCUCAAACACAGACCAUAUCUACGCUGCUCGUCUGCUCCAGCCUAUCUAGCAAUAAUUUGACGACGCUAGCCACUAGCGACGACUGCCAAUUUGCGAAUUGUCCUGGAUCUUUCUAUGAAUUGAACGUAAUACCUUGGGAGAAAAUCUUUAAAAGCUCAAGGAUCACUAUUGUUAUUGUUGAUUUGGACUUACUCUUAGUGCUUUGAACUUUCAAUACUUAAUCGGCUCUCCCUCAACAAACAAAGAUGGUUAAGAAGAGCAAGAAGAGCAAGAGCAAGAGAGUAUCUUUGAAGAACAAGUACAAGGUCAUAAGGAAGGUGAAGGAACACCACAAGAAGAAAGCUAAGGAGGCCAAGAAGGCACAGAAGUCGGGUCCCCACUGCAAGAAGGUUGAGAAGGACCCUGGUAUCCCCAAUGAAUGGCCCUUCAAGGAACAGGAACUCAAGGCUCUCGAAGAUCGACGUAAUCGAGCCCUUGAGGAACUGGAGCAGAAGAAAGCUGCCCGCAAAGAGAGGGCUAAGAAGAGAAAGUUGGGGCUCCUUGAAGAUGAUGAUUUGUCAAAACUAGCAGACAUGGCUUCUGUGAAAGAGCAAAAGUUUGUUGGGGAAACUAUUGAUGACGGUUUUGCAGCAAUUGGUAAAAAGCACGAUAACUCGGAUCGGGCUUUCUACAAGGAAUUAGUCAAAGUUAUUGAAGCUUCUGAUGUCAUUUUGGAAGUCCUUGAUGCCAGAGAUCCACUUGGUACUCGUUGCAUUGACAUGGAAAAGAUGGUUAUGAGAUCAGGACAUGAGAAACAUCUUGUCUUGCUCCUUAAUAAAAUUGAUCUAGUCCCAAGGGAAGCUGUUGAAAAGUGGCUCAAGUAUCUUCGGGAGGAAUUACCAACAGUUGCUUUUAAAUGCAACACCCAAGAGCAGAAGUCAAACUUGAGUUGGAAAUCUUCAAAGGCUGGAAAGACCACCAAUCUUUUGCAGACAAGUGAUUGUCUUGGUGCUGAAACUCUUAUAAAACUGCUUAAAAACUACUCCAGAAGCCAUGAGAUAAAGAAAUCAAUCACUGUGGGGGUUAUUGGUCUACCCAAUGUUGGCAAAAGCAGUUUGAUUAAUAGCUUGAAGAGAUCACAUGUUGUUAAUGUUGGCUCUACACCAGGAUUAACCAGAUCUAUGCAAGAAGUUCAAUUAGACAAGAAUGUUAAGCUUUUGGACUGCCCUGGUGUCGUGAUGCUUAGAUCAGCUGAGAAUGAUGCAUCUAUUGCUCUUCGUAAUUGCAAGCGAAUAGAGAAGUUAGAUGACCCAAUUGGUCCAGUGAAGGAGAUUCUCAAACUCUGUCCUGCUGCAACACUGGUGACUCUGUACAAGGUUCCUAACUUCGAAACGGCAGAUGAUUUUCUUCAGAAGGUUGCCACUAUAAGGGGCAGGCUUAAAAAGGGUGGCAUUGUUGACAUUGAUGCAGCAGCCAGAAUAGUUCUACAUGACUGGAAUGAGGGUAAAAUUCCUUACUAUACAAUGCCUCCAAAACGGGAUGAGGUAGAGCAUUCAGAAGCGACGGUUGUUUCAGAAUUGGGGAAAGAAUUCAAUGUGGAUGAAGUUUAUGGCAGUGAAUGUUCAUUCAUUGGCAGCCUCAAGUCUGUUAAUGAAUUAAACCCAGUUGAGGUCCCAUCUAACUGUCCAGUUAGUUUUGACGAGAACAUGGUUGAGAACAAUCCUCAACCACCACCGACUAACAGUGAAGAAGAUCAUCAACUCGCUGAUAAUGGAGAUGAACCCAUGGGUUUGGGAGAAGAGGAUUUAGGCGCAACGAGAACCAAAACUGGCAGUAGCAAACAAAAUGAGAGGUUAUACAGUGAGGAGGGUAUGCUUAAUACCAAAUUGAGAAAAGCCGAGAAAAGGAGAAGGAAGAAAGAGAAGGAGCCGUCGUCAAUGAUGGAAGAUGAUGGUGAUUAUGAUUUCAAGGUAGAUUAUGUGAAAAGCAGCAGCAGCAACUCAGCAAUGGAUGUAAGUGAGAACAACAUUGUCAUUGCUGAUGAUGAUAGUAAUAGAAACAGAUUUGAGCUACCUUCUGGGGUUACAUUGGAGAACGAAUAAUUGAAAUUUUGAUUGGAGAAUUUUUGUAGGAAAAUUUUGAAUUUUAACUUGAUUAGAUUUAAUAUAAUUAGGGAUUUGGAGAGUUUAUUUAUUCAAAUUGGUGAACCAUUUUUCUGCAAAUUAGAGUUGUGUCAA